CUGGUGUUAUGGCUGCCGCAGCUGGACGGCGGUGCGCCCGGCUUGCCGUCGCCGCUGCAGCUGCCGCUGGCGUCCGCCUGGCGCGGCCUCGCCCGGCGUGUCACCGCCAGGAUGACGGCCACGGCGACGAGCAGCACGAGGCCUAUGGCCAGAGCCGAGACUGGCAGUAUGGUGAAGAGCGGAUUCGCCCGACCGCCGCCGCUGGCAUGGUCCCCGCGCGGCGCCGGCCACGGGGAGAACGACGUCGUCCACGGCGCGAGCCGCGCGUCCGCGAGGUCGUCCGCGGCGAUAGGGGAUGGGGAUGGUGCCGGUGCCGGUGGCGGCGAAGGCGGGGAGAACGCGUCCGCCAUUCCGGCCGGCCGCCUUGGAGAGGAUGGCCGGGUCUGUGGUACGUAGCCAGGACAGGGCAGUGGCCGGAGACGAGACGACACAGCGC
Molecule: messenger RNA, 436 nt
Organism: Sorghum bicolor (sorghum)
Lineage: Eukaryota; Viridiplantae; Streptophyta; Magnoliopsida; Poales; Poaceae
Exons: 1
Coding region: 112-396 (94 amino acids)
Source: RefSeq, a predicted model, not a curated record